AUGUCGUCUAAAGAAGCUUCAGCGAUUCUAGACUCUGUGCACAAGAAGACCAAAGUGUUUGGAUGUAAUCUACAAAAUUAUGUUAAAGUAAGUACAUGCACCAAGUCAUAUCAUGCAGUUCUUAACGACUCCUUGCGGAAAAAUAACCGCACUUGUAAUUGUUUCAAAGUUUUUGGGAAAUUUUUGUGACAUUUCCUUAGGUAGAUAUCGGGGAUUGACUCUUUAGACCCUAAGGGCCGAUUAUUUCAACCAAACCGCAUUUUAAGCCAUCUUCAAUUUAGCCGAACUUCUAUCCGAAUAAUUAAAUUUGUUAGCAGUGUUCAGAGGGCCGAAAGCUGAUAGUGAAAGGACAUUUUUGUAAUUAAAUCAGCCCUCUUAUAGAGAAUCCCUGAGGUGUACUGCUUGCGUAAAACCGCGGUUUGGGUUAGAUCUCCUGUAAAAACCGGCUCUUAGUGACUUGCUUCUAAUGUUUUCUUACAAUAUCAUCCCUGAAUCUAACAUUAAGGUCACGAGAACUAAAGAAGUGAUCGCCAUCUUAAGAAGCUCUUGUUAGCCUGUUAAAUUGAUUGUUUCAAGUUUGCUUUAUUUCUCAGGUUACAGGAAGAGAAAUUCCAGAGGUUGUAGAAAGUUGUGUCAAGUUUAUUAAAAAGUUUGGUGAGUACUUGAAAUUCGGCCUUCCUGGUUAGUUAAUUAAGUUUUAUUGACUGAUUUGAUAAUGUGAAUUGGCCACCGUUGAGAGAGUCUCUUGGGAGUUUAAGAAACGACGACGGCGGCGAUGCCUUAGACAACGUCGGUUAAAAAAUGAACUUAUAUUUUACCAACGAAUCUUGCGAUACUCUAAAGUCAUUUAGUUUCUUUCUCACUGUCAAAACUAUCUCGAAACUGAAUAUGGAACACAGGUUUGUCAUUUCACGUUGUUGUUUUGCAGAGGACGCAAAGAAAUUUACAAAGAUUUAUAACGCACGUGCACCGCUAUUGUUCUUCUCAUUAAACUUUUUGUUUAGUGACGUUGUCGUUGCCGUCGUGGUUUUCUUAAAGUCCCUUUUAGCUGACGUCUUGAGCGGUAACCCUUCGUCAGAGAGAAUGACGAUUCUGGGGCCUCGAAGGAUUUAAAAAAUCCCUUAUUUUAGUUUAUGUCUGCUGCCCUGGGAAGUAUGCUGUCAUAACAUAACAGUUUUAAUUUAUUUUAUUGUGUUCGUAGGGCUGGACCAUCAAGGAAUAUUUCGGUUAUCGGGAUCCACAACGGAAAUAAACGACAUGAAACAACUUUUUGAAAAUGGUAACUGCCUUGAAAGUUAGGGAACGUUUUGUUUCUCUGUACAUUUAUCGCGUUGCGGCUGAAAUUCGCGGGUUUUUUUUUUUUUAGGUCGUGAUCCGUUAGCAGGUCUGAAUCAUUGGAAAGAUAUCAACGCCGUGGCUGGUUUACUCCGGGUUUAUUUCAGGGAACUGGAAGAUCCUCUGUUUCCUAGUUCACAUUAUCAAGAAUUCAUUAAGGCUAGCUGUAAGUAUCUCGUUAUAUUGUUAAAUGAGGGUAGUUCCUCUUUUCUAACGAAGACUGAGGCCCUCCUGGCUUAUAACCGAGGAUAGUGGGUGAGAGGGAAAGAGUGGAUGCCAUGGCUGAGGAAAGCAAGCGGUUUUAAAAAUUGGAAAAUUGUUGAGGUCUUAUCAAAAGAGGGAUCUUGUACAGCAACUGGUAUUGACUUUUGCAAUUCAGCGUGAAGAACGGGAAAUUUCACAACUUUUUCAAGAGCGGGAAAUAUGAAACCCCUGCACAUAGCAAGAAAAAAUAGCGAGCUAAACCUUUGAAAGGGCGCGAAUUACGCAAUCUACGUCAAGGGGAAAUUUUACGUUCAAUGCCAAGUGCGGAAUAAUGUAUAACUUGUACCCAGGGUGAAAAAUUGUCCUACCUGCGUUAAGAGGAGAAAUAUGAAACCGCUGCGAACACUGGGUAAUUAUGCGAUCAGUGCCCAAGGCGGGAGGGCCUGCAACCGGUGCGGAGGACAGCAAGUAGUUUUAGGCCCAGGCAAAGGGCGGGAAAACAUGCAAGGUUACCUGCGGUGAUUGUGCUCAGUCCACCCAGGUUUAUCAUCUCGAGGGUUUUUUUUAUUGUGAAAUUAUAUGUCUGGGAAAAAAAAAAAAAAAACCUGAAUUUUGUACUUUAAAGUUGUGUUGGAUCUUUGAUUAUGGUGCACUAUCCUCUCUUUAUCUGAAGUGUCAGCGUCAGUAGAAGAUGGUAUCAAAGAAAUAAUGACUGCACUCAGUUCGCUUCCUGAAUCAGUGGUUCGAGUGAUGGAGUAUCUGUUUUCUUUCCUUAGCUUGUAAGUAUUAUAAGUCAAUCUUUUUUAAAUGUAAUUUACCCAGAAAGAAUGCUACUCUCCUGAAAACCGAACUUCCCUAUUAAACAACGUGUCCCAAAUUAUUAUAACUUUAGCCCAAUGCAGAUUGAAACUUAGUUCGCCACUGACGCAAAGUGAAUGUUGCCUCUAAAUCUCUUCGAAAUACACAAUCUUUCAAGGAAUUACGGUCGUUUCGCUUACGUCUAGAGUCGAUUCGCCUACGUCCAAUAUGUCAGUUCGCCUACGUCUUAAACCCCGUACUAUGACAAUUAUUGUAUAAAACAAUUGAUUCAAUUGAAACAAAAAUUGAUGAUGUUCGAAAACUAUCGCAUGAAAAUUUGAUAUCACAACUAAUGAACUCUAAUGAUUACCAUGUUAAUUGGGUUCAUCUCACCGCGCUUUGACAUGAGAGACAAAUUGAUUUGACCCUUUUUGCAACAUUGGAUAAAUGCUAUGAUAUAUAUCAAUGUUGCAAUUGUACCCUAAUAUUCAAAUUACUGUAAUUAUCAUGCUUUCCACGCUUUCGCACUGCUGUAGUGUUAUUCAUGCAUAUGAAUCGUAGGCGAACCGACUCUGGACGAAGGCGAAACGACCCGUAGGCGAAACGAGCUGAAUAGCUCUCAGUCAGUAUAGCUUUUCAGACAGUCGGUCUCUGUCAACAACAGCAAUUGUUCUUUUUAGAACUUUCUUGAAGACUACAACACAGCAAUUUCAGAUAAAAUAACAUCAUAAUUACAUAACCCAAUAGAAUGUUCCAGGCAGUUCCAUGGUAUGACAUCAGAAAGUUCGAGUAUCCACAUUGCCGUGACAAGGCAUUCUAGAAGUUUUCAAAAACUGCUACUCUAUAGCCACUUCCCAUAACAAAGAAUAUGUUCGCAAAAUUGAACCCCCAAAAUUUAAUGUUCUACGGUAUGACGUCUCUCGGCAGAGUUGCACAGCACAGUGAAUCUAACAAGAUGGACGCCCACAAUCUGGCGGUAGUGUUCGGCCCGACAUUGUUACGUAUCCCGUCCGAACAAGACAUGAUAGCUUAUCAAAGUCAAGUGAAUGGAAUGAUAGAAUUACUUAUUAAACAUUGUGACGAGAUAUUCCCUGGCUCUGGAGAAUCGCUACCAGCGCCAUUAUCUGAGACAGAAGAGAGUGAGAGCGAGGAAGGUAAGUGUUCAGAAUGGAACGAUUUUUAAUGCCCUCUCAGAAGGAAGAGAGAGAGAAUGAGGAGUGCGUCAAGUAUUUAAAGCAUUUAAAACAUUGCUUUUAAAAGAUAUCUUUUUAGAUUAAAUAGAGUGUUGAAACAUUCUUAGAGUCAACACGUCCAUUUUAGCUAAAAAUUGCAACCACCUAUCUUACUUCCGGUUCUUUUGAACCUCACUUGCACAUAACGAACUCUGCAACUCGCCUACACGUUAAUAUAAAACGCGAUUUAACAGGGAGCUGAGCGCUCGCAUUACUCGUGCGUUUCAUGCCAGUUCGUCGUCUUUUUUCUUACAGUCAUGGUUACUUUUUUUUCCUUUUUUUUUUCCUGCAGAUCUGGAGCCAAGGGAAGCCGAAGCGAUAUAUGAUUACUCAGCUCGAUCCUCCAAGGAAUUGUCCUUUAAAAAAGGCGACAUUAUUCAGGUGUUCAAAAGAUUUAACCCGGAAUGGUGGGACGGGACAAUCAAUGGAACUGAAGGCUUUGUGCCAGCCAGGUACAUUCGUAUGCUGACAGACGACGAUGUCGAUGCAAAUGAUGGCGAAGGGAAUAUCUCGAUCUCCGGCGAGCUGUCGCUGUCGCCAUCACCCAAGAUUUCAUCCAGUGGAAUAGACAGGCCUAGGGAUCUGCCUCCAAGGAUCCCCAAGAGAGAGGGCUCGCUACGAGGAAGGGACAGUUUACCCUCUCCCACAGCGGAUCAUGCAAGCCACGCAGCAGCAAGUCCCAUCGGAGCAAGUCCGAUAGGAGUGAGCUCUCAGGGGCCAUCUCCAGGAUCAUCGUCGUUUAAGAAGACCUCCGUGCCAGCAAUCUCAUCGGAAGAUAUCGUAAAGCGGCAGCUGACGCGGCUUCGUAAGGCGCCCAGAGAAGAGAGCGACAACUCUGUGGAUAAGACACCUGAUAAGGAACAAGGAUUCGUGAUACCAAGGCUUCGGAGCAUCUCGCCUACCAGAAAAUCCCAGUCACCUAGCCAGGAGAAGGCGGAAGAAGCCGAAAAGAAGGAAGAACCAACGGAUAAAGACUGGAGAGGGGGAGGUGAAGCUUCCAAAGAGGAAAACCGGAAGUCCGUAGAAGGUGUGUGGCAGCCACGAGAGGAAGUUAACAUUCCAGCGAAUAACACUCCCCAGGGCAUUUCUCCGACAACAACGGCACCGGCACCAGCACCGGCACCGAAAAUUCCCCCAGCGGUUCGCCCUAAACCCAAGGGAAACCGCAACCCUCAGCCCCCUUUCCGUAAAAACUCCGAUGAUCUGUUAGCUUCGCUGCAGGCUGCUCAAGUCGUGCGGAGUCAUCGGACUAGUGGCGGUCCUGACGACAACAGGAAGAGCGGAGGGUCUGUGGGGACGACACUGCUUUUUUUGAGGUCUCUAGGGGGGUGA
Molecule: messenger RNA, 4901 nt
Organism: Pocillopora meandrina
Lineage: Eukaryota; Metazoa; Cnidaria; Anthozoa; Scleractinia; Pocilloporidae
Source: the annotation of a GenBank genome assembly